Molecule: messenger RNA, 1926 nt
Organism: Oncorhynchus nerka (sockeye salmon)
Lineage: Eukaryota; Metazoa; Chordata; Actinopteri; Salmoniformes; Salmonidae
Product: nerve growth factor-like
Exons: 1
Coding region: 270-1178 (302 amino acids)
Biological process (GO): positive regulation of peptidyl-serine phosphorylation; neuron projection morphogenesis; peripheral nervous system development
Cellular component (GO): dendrite; axon; synaptic vesicle
Molecular function (GO): growth factor activity; nerve growth factor receptor binding
Source: RefSeq, a predicted model, not a curated record
UGACAGGACGUGUGUUGUUGACAGGACGUGUGUUGUUGUUGACAGGACGUGUGUUGUUGUUGACAGGACGUGUGUUGUUGUUGACAGGACAUGUGUUGUUGUUGACAGGACGUGUGUUGUUGUUGACAGGACAUGUGUUGUUGUUGACAGGACGUGUGUUGUUGUUGACAGGACGUGUGUUGUUGUUGACAGGACGUGUGUUGUUGUUGACAGGAAUGUGUUUAUGUUGUUGUUGACAGGAAUGUGUUUAUGUUGUUGUUGACAGGAAUAUGUUUAUGUUGUUGUUGACAGGACGUGUGCCCAUGAGGUCGUUGCUGUUGGUGCUUCUGCUGAUUGGCGUCCAGGCUGUACUGAACAUGGGAGGUGUCCUGGGCCCGGUGGCAGCCAACCACAGCGCAGAACACCACACAGUAGCCAAUGGCAGAGCAAAACAGCAGCGGGCGGCCCGCCUCUCAGUGUCACCUCAGCAGGAGCAGCAGACUCAGCAGAGACCCAGCCGGACCAGACAGGCCCACAGGCCAGCCUCUCUACCCCAGGGCAGGAUCUCUUCCCUGGGCCACUCUGAGACAGGCUCCCCCUCUACCUCCUCCAUCCCGGAGGUGGACACCAAACUGUUCGGCAAGCGGCUCUACCACUCCUCACCGCGCGUCGUCUUCAGUGACGUACCCCCCUCUCACCACGGCCUGGGGGGGGAGACGGGGGAAGAGGAGGGAGAGGAGGAAGUGGGGAGGGUGACGGGUGGGGGAGUGAGGGUGAGGCGGAAGGCGGGGGGGCAGCCCAUGCACAGGGGGGAGUACUCCGUGUGCGACAGCAUCAGCGUGUGGUUGGGGAACCUGACCAAGGCCACAGACAUCGCCGGCAACGAGGUGGAGGUUCUGCCAGAGGUGAAGAUAGACAACGUUCGCAAGAGACAGUUCUUCUACGAGACCACCUGCCGUGUGGCCACACCCCCGGGGGGCGGAGCUGGGGCUGGGGGAGGAGUUAUGGGAGGCGGGCCCAAGGCGAGGGCCAAAUCAGGGUGCCGCGGCAUCGACAGCCGUCACUGGAACUCGUACUGCACCAACACGCACACGUACGUGCUCGCGCUCACCAAGUCCAAGGAGCAGAUGGCGUGGAGGCUGAUACGCAUCAACGCAGCGUGUGUGUGCGUCCUCAGCCGCAAGUCCUGGAGGCAUUGACCUUUAACCCCUGGGACUAUGGACCCUGAACCACACACCAUCAUCACUGACCUUUAACCCCUGGGACUAUGGACCAUGGACCAUGAACCCUGAACCACACACAGUACACACACCAUCAUCACUGACCUUUAACCCCUGGGAAUAUGGACCAUGGACCAUGGACCCUGAACCACACACCAUCAUCACUGACCUUUAACCCUGGGAAUAUGGACCAUGAACCCUGAACCACACACCAUCAUCACUGACCUUUAACCCCUGGGACUAUGUACCAUGAACCCUGAACCACACACCAUCAUCACUGACCUUUAACCCCUGGGACUAUGGACCAUGGACCAUGAACCCUGAACCACACACAGUACACACACCAUCAUCACUGACCUUUAACCCCUGGGAAUAUGGACCAUGGACCAUGGACCCUGAACCACACACCAUCAUCACUGACCUUUAACCCCUGGGACUAUGGACCCUGAACCACACACAGUACACACAUCAUCAUCGGCCAUCAUUAGGGGUCGAGUAUGAUUGCCCUCCUGGUGGGUCUCACACACACACUCUUGAAUCACCCCCCCCCCCUACCUCAGUCAGUGUCCUGGUUCUUCUAAGUUAUGAGGACUGUAAGUCAUAUUUAUAUUUUAAACAGUCAAAUAUGAAUUUAAAUAUAUAUUAAAUAAGUGUGUAUAUAUACACACAUCAUGAAAUCAAGCUUUCAUUGUUGUUGUUGUUGAUGUUGUUAUUUAUUAAACUCUUC